CGGGUUGGCCUGAGCUGCUCCGGCAGGAGGAGGGCGCGCAACGUGCCCGCCCGGCCGUUGGCUAUGUGAGGGGAACGGCUGUGUGGUGGAGGCAGUAGCAGCUGCUCCUGACGCCCCUCUCCCCCGCGCGCUGUCCCGGACCCGCUGAGCCGUUGUGACAGUUGGGAGCGCAUUCCCCGCCCCCUCGCGGCGGUGUUUGUGUGCGUGAGCCUCCGCACGCGCCUGCAGGCUGCUGCUCGGCCGGUCCGUCCGUGGGCCCGCCGCCGCCGCCGCCCGUGGUGGUGGUGGCUGCCACUGUGUCCGCGCGCGCAGGUCUCCUCUCCUCCCUCCUUCGCAGUCCAACCAUGCGGCUCUGUGGGGCGCUUCUGAAGAGCCCCAUCCCCAAACAGAUCGAAUACUACUCUCGCUUUUCUCCAUCGCCGCUGUCAAUCAAGCAGUUCCUGGACUUCGGGCGUGAUAAUGCAUGUGAAAAAACAUCAUACAUGUUCCUGCGAAAAGAACUUCCUGUACGACUUGCUAACACCAUGAGAGAAGUCAAUUUGUUGCCUGACAACUUGCUGAAUAGACCUUCUGUUAAACUGGUUCAGAGCUGGUAUAUGCAGAGCUUUAUUGAACUUUUAGAAUAUGAAAAUAAAAGUCCUGAAGAUCCACAUGUUUUAGAUAACUUUCUAGAUAUCUUAAUUAAAGUCAGGAACAGGCACAAUGAUGUUGUUCCUACCAUGGCCCAAGGAGUUAUUGAAUACAAGGAAAAAUAUGGCUUUGACCCUUUUGUGAGCAGCAAUAUCCAGUAUUUUCUAGAUAGGUUCUACACCAACCGCAUCUCAUUCCGUAUGCUUAUUAACCAGCACACUCUGCUGUUUGGUGGAGUCACUAAUCCUGCUCAUCCCAAACAUAUUGGGAGUAUUGAUCCAACCUGUAAUGUGGCUGAUGUGGUAGACGAUGCCUUUGCAACUGCUAAAAUGUUGUGUGAGCAGUACUAUCAAGUAGCACCUGAUUUAGAAAUUGAAGAAUUCAAUGCUAAAGCACCAGGCAAGCCUAUUCAAGUGGUCUAUGUACCAUCGCAUCUGUUUCAUAUGCUUUUUGAAUUGUUCAAGAAUUCAAUGCGAGCUACGGUGGAAUUACAUGAAGGUAAAUGUGAAAGCUAUCCAUCAAUUAAAACAUUAGUCACCUUGGGUAAAGAAGAUCUAUCAAUAAAGAUAAGUGAUAAAGGUGGUGGUGUUCCUCUGAGAAAAAUUGAUCGCCUAUUUAACUAUAUGUAUUCAACUGCCCCCAGACCUAGUUUGGAGCCAUCAAGAGCUGUACCUUUGGCUGGAUAUGGCUAUGGUCUGCCAAUCUCCCGUCUUUAUGCUAGAUACUUUCAAGGGGAUCUCAAACUCUACUCAAUGGAAGGUGUUGGUACUGAUGCUGUAAUUUAUUUGAAGGCUCUUUCCAGUGAAUCAUUUGAAAGACUGCCGGUUUUUAAUAAAUCGGCCUGGCGGCAUUACAAAACCACCCCAGAAGCUGAUGACUGGAGCAACCCUAGCAGAGAACCCAGGGAUGCUUCCAAAUAUAAAGCGAAUCGAUAAACCACCAGUGUUUUCUACCAUGAUUGGGGACAGCUGCAUCCAGAAACGAGUCUCUUUGGUCCAGAUUCCAAAAUCUUCCACUCUACAGUAGCCAAUUAUUUCCCUAGACAGACCUGCUUUGAGACUGUAAUAGCAAGAACAGAGAGGACUUUAAAAGACUGACAUGAUGCAUUUUUUUGGUGUGAGUUAAUGUAAUUACUUGGCCAAAACAUGCUUGGUUAGCUGAUCACAAAUGACAGAAGAUGUUGCACUGUGACUGCAGUUAGAUUAUACAAAUGUAUAGUUAAAAGGUACUAUUUUUUAAAGAUCAGCUUCUAGUUGUAGGUAAAAAUCAUCAAAAUAGUGUUGACCCCCUUUUCAGUAGUAUCUUACACAGCAAUAUAAUGUAACAAAUAAUUUCUAGUGUAGGUAAAUAUGUGCUUAGAAAACGCACGUUACUGCAUUUUUAUAUUGCAGAGUUUAAUCCAUUAUAAAAAGGACACCACUAUGGGAGCUUUUUUGAUCUUGCCACCAACAACAGUAUACAUGUUCUUCAAACGAAAUGUUGACCUUUAAAAUGUAAGUUACUGAUUUUUUCCACAAUUCAGAAAGCUUAUUUCUUCAGUGUUGACCCAGAUUCCUGGGAAAGCAUUGAGAGUUUGACUUAGUAAUAAUUAACUUGGUAGAUUUUAUAAAAUUAAUCACCAUAAUUAUGAUUUUUGCAAAACAUUUUUCUUACCAAGCCAAAUUUGCUAAGGAACAAUAACAAGCUGAUCAGUUUUGUAUAUCUGAGACAAUUUCAACUGAUAAAGGUGUUGCGGCUUACCACAGGAGAAGAGUUAAUUCUGAGUGUGGGAUUCAUUGCAUUUUUUAAAGAGUUAACCCACCAGCAAUCUAUCCAGCCAAUAACUAAGUGGAUUAAUAUUAAUAUGUUGGUCAUUUCAAACCCAUCUAAUAUUAAAAUAAAAUAAUUAUCAGAAGAUCACAGAAAUGGUAUUGGACUAACCAUUCAGUGAAGCAUGAAUUUAAGAUGGCUAUUUUUUCUUCUUUUUCCAAGAAGGAAAACUUUGAAAUAAGUGGCGGGGGUGGGGUGAAAACUGUCUCCAGCCAAAACCCAUGACAUGUUUCAGUGAAUCUUAGUUAAGCACUGACCCUGAUGUUAUGACUCGAAGAGAAGCAGUCAAGCAAAAGAUCUAGCAACAUUUGAUAAGAACAAAGCCAGAGUGGGGAGUGAGAGCAUGAAAAUGCAUUGUAUUUUUAUGUAUAUUGUUUUGACAGCAGGAGACUAUGAACAAAAUUUCAGUUUUGAGUAUAGUUUGUUCUGAUAGGCCUAAAAAGAGAAAGAUAAUUUACACUUUUUAAAUAGAUGCUACAAACCUCUAUUUCAGUCUUUGUGCAAACAUAGUAAAAUGUUUCAUUAGCAAUUAAAACUGAGUCUCCCAGUUUCAACUGAAACAUCUGUAAGCACUGAUUUGAAACCGGUUUGGUUUGCACUCCUUUCAGACAGCACUGCAUGAACAUUAAACAUGUUUAUGAAUCUUUACAGUGUUGGCACCUAUAUGUCUUUCUGAAUUACAUGUUCAGUCUUUGCAUUCUGGAAGAAAUGAAUCUGCAUAUAUAAGAUCUAAGUAUACUUCCAGUGAUUCACAAUUUAAUUAAAAUAGAAAUUAGUCUCAGAAUAAUGGAACAGACUGAUACGACAGCAAUAUGUGAUAACGAUAUAACUAUGACCAACUUCUAGAACUUCUACUCUAUUUAGUUUAUUAAGACUAUCAUUAUUGGGAAGGCUGUUAAGACAGUUAGAUCUAACAAAGAAGUAAUUAUUUGUUCCAUGGUACAAAGUACAUUCAGAAAAAUAAUUAAUUUGCUGAUGGAUGAAAUGUGAUUAAAUUUUGUAUGCCUGUUUUAACUGUAGCUAUGCCACUUAGAUGCUGAGUCCAGUCCUAAUAUUGGCUGCUGUGAAAAGCAAUGACUAGGCAGGAAGAGAUUACAUUCUCUUGGUUCAAUGCCACAGGCUGGUUUGAGUUGGGUUUAUACAGAUGCAGUGUCAUAUCUUAAGAAUGUAGUUUCAUCACUGUUGACCUUCUGCCUGUAUAAAUCAUAUGUGUAGCAUUUGUAUAUAUACAGUAUUUCACUCUUUGGAUACAUUGUGAUCAUAUGAACAAUGUAGGACCAAACUAGUCAUAACAUAGAGUUCUGUCUCUUGAUUUGUUUGUUUAUAAGCAUAUGAAAAGCAGUAUUAGAAAGCUGUGUUUGGAAUAAAAUGCAACAGGAGCAGCGAUUGCUUAAACCUUUUAAAGAUGUGCUGUCUAUUUGAAAAUUACUUCUGUUGCUUUUCUCUCUAUAGCUUUUCUCCUGCUAGGUGGGUUUUAUUUUUUAGCAGACAAACAGCAGAAGGGAAUAGGGGUUUAUAUCUGCUGCUUCUUUUUGCUGUGAUCAACUUUCCAUGGCUGCUUUUCAUUAUAAACAAAAAAACAACAGGAGAACAUUUCAGAGAGAUGGAAUCCUGGUCACAUCUAGUUAGCCCUGUCUGAUUCACAAAAGGAGAGCAAGGAUAACAUUCUAGAGGUAGUAUCUGAUUUAUCUGAUACACACCUUUCUCAAAAACUUGGAAGAGUCAGAUAUUGCAAAAAGUAUCUGCUAAGCAUUGGUUAUUAAUAAUAAUGCUCAGCAUUUAUGUAGGUGUUCACAAUGCUUCCUGUGUAUUAUUUCAGUAAAUAUUGUGACAGUGUGGCUUCUGUAGCUCAAGUGGUACUUGCACCAUCAUUGUUGCCACUGUGUCUUACCCCUGACAAGCUAGACAGGGGUGCAAUUUCUGAGCAAAUUAUUACUCUCAAACCUACAACCAAUACAGUGGUGCAUGAUUGCUCUUGAUUACAAGAGCUAAGAAAUUUUUGGAUUCCAUGUAAUGGAAUCAGCACCUUCCUGCCCAUGUUUUAUCCAUAUUUGCAAAAUAAUGCAUCAGAGAUGAUGCCUUAAAGCCCCUUUCUGCGCAGAGGACCCGAGAGUUGCUUCUCUAUCACUGCUCAGUCUGAGAGACUGGAUCAAUCUUUCCCCUAGAAAAAAAGGUUAGAGGUUAAAUGCUAUGCUGUGGUGAGCAGCUGCUACAGUAAAUAAUAUUGGACCAUAAGUCCCAUUGUUCACAUGACACAUCAGCACCUACAUUAGAAGAGGGCCACAUUUCAUGAUGUCAGUGGGAAAUAUAUUCAGAGAAUAUUGCAGAGGGUGAAGAAGAAAAGUUACAUUGGUCAAAAUAUCAAACGCAAAAGGAUUCCUUACUAAUAGUGCAAGAACUUUAAAGAUGAGAUAACAAAACAGUGCAGUAAUUUUACACUUUUCUCAUUACAAUUUGAAAGUCUCUUUACUCUCUGCAGUGAAAAAUACUGCAGGACACUAAUCCUACUAGUAUAUGCUUCUCUUAGAAGCCACAGAAUUAUUGAUAUUUUUUGCCCAUGUUGAGUACAUUCUCCCCUUCUUGAUGGAGCAUAUUGGAAUAUAUUUAUUAUAAAGACAGUCUGUAUAAAGACUGUAUAAAGACAUAUUAGCUCUUACUAUCUUGUGUACAUCAUUCUUUCCUGAACCAUUUGACAAAUAUUUAAAACUAAUUUGAUUGCAGUUUCAAACUGAAUGCAGCCAUGUGUUCUAAGGCUCCAUUAUUGGAACAUACGUCCUUUAAAAUUAGGCCUUUAUUGUAUCAUUGUUCUGCCUCAUUCAGGGAAUUUUAAGGGAUGUCCAGACUUGUCAUCCACUUACUACUUUCCUGUGGUUUCCCAUAGCUGCUUCUGUUUUAUUCUUCUUAAGGAAGAAAUAACGAUAGAUGCACAAUGCCUUUCUCUCAAUGAUCAGACAAACUGCUAGACACCUAGAGUCCUCAAUGAUCUUGUGCUUGUUCUACGCCCCCUGCCCCAAAUAUGUGCUUUAUCUGGUACAUGUGGAUGCACCAUGCAGCUCUUUUGCCUGAACUCAGGCAUUUAGAAAAAAGAACUCAGGAAGAAGUUGUUAGCUGGGGAGAGAGAGACAGUGGGUGCUAGGAGCAAAGACAUUAAAUGUGAAAGCAUGCCUGCAACAGACAAAGCUUUUUUUCAUAGGAAAGGAAUCACCUCUUAAACUAGAACUGCAACACGAACUCUCAAAUGCCAGGAUGAAUACAGAGAGUAUGCUGCAGGAAUACCAGUGUCCCUUACUAGGGUAGUUUGGUUUCUUCUAGACAGGAGCAACUGCAGUGCCAAACCUUGAAGGGGGAGCAGUUUUAGCUGGUUUUGGACAUACAUCCUCUCUCAGAACAUCAUGCCUCCUUUGAUGCUCUGUACCCCAAUCCUCAUAUGAGAACCUAGGAUUGAAAGAUAUCUCAAAGGUCUUUCCAUCAUUGCCUUCUCGGAUGAAACUGGUCCCAAGCAAUUACUUUGUACAUUAUCUGUUGCACAGAAAUUAUGCUGCGGCUUCUGUUUUAAACCACUUAACUCUGAAGUAGUACCUAUUGACGCAAGGUACAGUUGAAUUUAGUACAAUAUCCUUCUAGUGAAGUUGAUUGAGAAGUGUCCUUUUAAAUUUCCAGAAUAUAUACAGUGUCCGUUUAAAUUUCCAGAAUAUAUAAUAGUGGUAUAGUUUAAUUAGAACUGGAUUUAGAACAGAAAAACAAUUUGCUUCAUCUUUAUUCAAAUAGAAUGGCUUGAAAAGUUGCCAAUGGCAUGAGAGAGCACUAGUUUGUCAUAUACAUUGCAUGUGGGUGUGGGUUCAAUCACUGGCAUCUCACAUUUGAAAGCUCACAUGUGGGACCUGUACUUAAGUUCCUGGACAAUCACUGCUAGUCAGAACAGGUAAUGUCGGGCUAAAUAGACCAAUGUUCUGACCAUAUAAGGGAAGUUCAUAGGAACUCAGUUGUGUAGCAAGAGUAUGAAAGAGAAGAGAAUGGUCUGUUCAAGUGGUUCUAAACAUAUGGGUUCAUAAUAACUUCCUGUAACUUGUGUUAGAAUUCCAAGUUUACCAUCUCUGUUCUUUCAUUGUAAACACUCCACCCCCAUUUCCCUUUUCAUUGUGCAAUAAAAAAAGUUAAAAUUGUAUCCUUUGUCACUUACAUAGAACUUUUCAGCUACAGCAGUAAACAUACUUGAUUUGAAGUGAAUCCAGUUGAAAGGACUUAGAUGGUAAAAUAUUUAGAUGCAGAAUGGCUGACUUUUCUGUUGUCAACUGGACAGGUUAUAUAUUAAAUUCAGAGUAUGGUAUGACCUUCUCAAAGUAUCCAAUGUUUAUCUCUGUUUUGGGGGGAAUAAAUAUCUGAUGCUUGAAGUGGUAACUGCUUGUUAGGAGAAAUCAUAGUUGCAUACAAAUACUGAUUAAAUGUAAAUACAGUUAAAAAAA
Varanus komodoensis (Komodo dragon) is the source of this 6902-nucleotide messenger RNA. It is a transcript of the gene PDK3, whose product is annotated as pyruvate dehydrogenase kinase 3. Gene Ontology annotation, cellular component: mitochondrion. The transcript is spliced from 11 exons. Gene Ontology annotation, molecular function: pyruvate dehydrogenase (acetyl-transferring) kinase activity. Gene Ontology annotation, biological process: regulation of glucose metabolic process; protein phosphorylation. The coding region runs from base 345 to 1565 and encodes 406 amino acids. Lineage: Eukaryota; Metazoa; Chordata; Lepidosauria; Squamata; Varanidae. The record is from RefSeq and is a predicted model, not a curated record.